CAUCCUUAUGUUGGUCUCACUGGCUAUGUUGGUGCAAGCCCUAAGCUCCAAGGUGCUACUUCCAAAAGGCUAGUUGCAGGUCUUUUGGGUGUGGAAUCAGGCCAAGAUGCAGUGAUUCGAGCAUUGCUAUACCAGCGCGCAGAGUUGAAAGUGGAACCAUAUGGCAUUACAGUGGCUGAGUUCACAAAUCGCAUUUCGGAACUAAGGAAUAAGCUAGGACACAAAGGUUUGAAAGAUGAAGGCCUUGUGGUUCCCAAACACUUGGGUGCUGAGGGAAAAGUUAGCGGCAACAUUCUCGUUGGAGACGAGUACUCACUUGCAUAUGGCAGGACUCCAGAGGAGAUACUAAGGAUCGUAUAUGGUAGCGGUAAUGAACAUGUACCGGGCGGUUUCUACCCUAAAGGAGCUGACGGCCGGAUUGCUAAAUCUUAUUUGAAAAAUGAAUAGGAGAGAUUUUUUAAUGCAACCGGCACACCACGUGUUAUUAUAUAAAUUGUGCGAUAUGUGUGUUAAAAAAUUAAUAACUUAAAAAAUAAAAUUUCCCACUACUUACAUAAAAACACGUGAUGUACACCCGUGUUCCCAUCACAAUUAAAAAUUUCUCAAGGAAUAGGACAUGAACAAAUAGGACUAGUUUGGUUGCCAUCUAGUUUACCUUCUUCAGAAUGUUUUUUUUUUCUUUGUUUUUUCCUUUUCUAGACAGAAUAAAUCAUGUCCUUAAUUAAUUUGAUGUAAGGAAUCGUUUCACGCUUCA
This is a messenger RNA of Malus domestica (apple), 754 nucleotides long. RefSeq names its product ferritin-like catalase Nec2. The record is from RefSeq and is a predicted model, not a curated record. Lineage: Eukaryota; Viridiplantae; Streptophyta; Magnoliopsida; Rosales; Rosaceae.